Molecule: messenger RNA, 4388 nt
Organism: Ochotona princeps (American pika)
Lineage: Eukaryota; Metazoa; Chordata; Mammalia; Lagomorpha; Ochotonidae
Gene: SREBF2
Product: sterol regulatory element binding transcription factor 2
Exons: 19
Coding region: 460-3870 (1136 amino acids)
Biological process (GO): positive regulation of cholesterol storage; positive regulation of transcription by RNA polymerase II
Cellular component (GO): nucleus
Molecular function (GO): RNA polymerase II cis-regulatory region sequence-specific DNA binding; DNA-binding transcription factor activity, RNA polymerase II-specific; protein dimerization activity
Source: RefSeq, a predicted model, not a curated record
AGGGUGGGGCGGUUAACUGCCUUCCCAGGCGUGUGCGCGGCGUCGCGGGCGAAGCAGAUCCCAUUGUAAAGGGAUCGGCUCCUUUAAACCAGGAGGAGAGGGCUGGGCUGAGGACCGGGCUGCCGCUGCUCGCAUUCGCUCCGAGGCCGAGAGGGGACGGGCCCGGCCAUGCAAAUCCGAGCUGCUGAUCGCUGACGCGCCAUCACCCCACGCGCCGCUGCGCCCGCCGAUUGGCGGAGUCGGGCCUGGUCCCAUUGACAACAAACAAGGGGGCGCGCGGGGAAUCCCGGCCCGCCCCUUCCGCGCGCCGCCGGGGCUCAGCGCAAACAUGGCGGCGGCUGGCACUGGCCGGUGAGGCGGUCCCGGGCGGGUGCUGUCGGGUGUCAUGGGCGGUGGCGACGGCACCGCCCCCGCGUCUCCCUGAGCGGGAGGGCAGGGGUAUCUGCGCCGAGCCGGGCGAUGGACGAGAGCGGCGAUCUGGGCGGUCUGGAGACCAUGGAGACGCUCACGGAGCUGGGCGACGAGCUGACCCUGGGGGACAUCGACGAAAUGCUGCAGUUUGUCAGCAAUCAGGUGGGAGAGUUCCCAGACCUGUUCUCCGAGCAGCUGUGCACCACCUUCUCAGGCAGCAGUGGCGGCGGCAGCGGCAGCAGCAGCAGCGGCAGCAGCGGCCGAGGCAGCAGUGCUGGCGCCAUGGACCCCUCCGUGCCCCCGCGCUCCUUCAGCCAGGCCCCCUUACCUUCCUUCUCUUCGGCGGCCUCCUCCUCCCAGGCCCCUGCUCUGCAAGUGAAGGUCCCUGCCAGCACGGUUCCCACGCCUCCCAGGGCGGCGCCUGUCCUCCAGCCCCGCCCCCAGCCCGCGCCCCCAGCCCCUGCGCCCCUGCAGCAGACCGUCAUGAUCGCCCCGACCACGUUCAGCACCGCCCAGCAGACGCGGAUCCUCCAGCAGCCCCUGAUCUAUCAGAACGCAGCCACCAGCUUCCAAGUCCUUCAGCCUCAAGUCCAAAGCCUGGUGACAUCCUCCCAAGUCCAGCCGGUCACCAUCCAGCAGCAGGUGCAGACGGUACAGGCUCAGCGGGUACUGACCCAGACCGCCAACGGAACGCUGCAGACGCUCGCCCCCGCCACUGUGCAGACGGUGGGCGCGCCCCAGGUGCAGCAGGUCCCGGUCCUGGUCCAGCCUCAGAUCAUCAAGACCGAUUCCCUCGUCCUGACCACCCUUAAGACAGAUGGCAGCCCCGUCAUGGCCGCCGUCCAGAACCCGGCCCUCACCGCACUCACCGCCCCGAUCCAGACGGCCGCCCUGCAAGUCCCGACCCUGGUGGGCAGCAACGGGACCAUUCUGACCACAAUGCCCGUGAUGAUGGGGCAGGACAAAGUGCCCAUUAAGCAGGUGCCCGGGGGCGUCAAGCAGCUGGAGCCCCCCAAGGAAGGAGAGCGGCGGACAACUCACAACAUCAUUGAGAAGCGCUAUCGCUCCUCUAUCAACGACAAGAUUAUCGAGCUCAAGGACCUGGUCAUGGGCACAGAUGCCAAGAUGCACAAGUCCGGCGUGCUGAGGAAAGCCAUCGAUUACAUCAAAUACCUGCAGCAGGUCAACCACAAGCUGCGCCAGGAGAACAUGGUGUUGAAGCUGGCGAACCAGAAAAACAAGCUCCUGAAGGGCAUCGACCUAGGCAGUCUGGUGGACAGCGAUGUGGACCUGAAGAUGGACGGCUUUAACCAGAAUGUCCUUCUGAUGUCCCCUCCGGCCUCUGACUCGGGGUCCCAAGCUGGUUUCUCCCCCUACUCCAUCGACUCUGAACCCGGAAGUCCCCUGUUGGAUGAUGCAAAGGUCAAAGACGAGCCCGACUCGCCGCCCGUGGCACUGGGCAUGGUGGACCGCUCUCGCAUCCUGCUAUGCUUCCUCACCUUCCUCUGCCUCUCCUUCAACCCUCUGACCUCCCUGCUACAGUGGGGCGGGACCCACGACACCAGCCAGCACAACCCCGCAGGUUCCAGCCGCACCAUGCUCUCCUUGGAGUCAGAUCCCGUGAGCUGGCUGGACUGGGUGAUGCCGACGCUGCUCCUGUGGCUGGUGAACGGCGUGAUCGUCCUCAGCGUCUUCGUGAAGCUGCUGGUCCAUGGAGAACCGGUGGUCCGGCCACACUCACGCUCCUCUGUCACCUUCUGGAGGCACCGGCGACAGGCAGACUUGGACCUGGCCAGGGGGGAUUUCGCAGCUGCCGCCACCAACCUGCAAACAUGCCUGUCCGUUUUGGGCCGGGCACUGCCCGCCUCCCGCCUGGACCUGGCCUGCAGCCUGUCCUGGAACGUGAUCCGCUACAGCCUGCAGAAACUGCGCCUGGUGCGCUGGCUGCUCAAGAAGGUGUGCCAGCACCGGUGGGCACCUGCCACCGCAGCCGGCUUCGAGGACGAAGCCAAGGCCAGCGCCCGGGACGCGGCCCUGGCCUACCACAGGCUGCACCAGCUGCACAUCACAGGGAAGCUCCCGGCCGGGUCUGCCUGCUCGGACGUCCACAUGGCCCUGUGUGCCGUGAACCUGGCCGAGUGCGCCGAGGAGAAGAUCCCGCCCAGCACUCUGGUUGAGAUCCACCUGACUGCUGCCGUGGGGCUUAAGACCCGGUGUGGAGGCAAACUGGGCUUCCUGGCCAGCUACUUCCUCAGUCGAGCCCAGAGCCUUUGUGGCCCCGAGCACAAUGCGGUGCCUGAUUCCUUACGCUGGCUCUGCCACCCGCUGGGCCAGAAAUUUUUCAUGGAGCGGAGCUGGUCGGUGAAGUCUGCCGCCAAGGAGAGUCUGUACUGCGCCCAAAGGAACCCAGCUGACCCCAUUGCCCAGGUCCACCAGGCCUUUUGCAAGAACCUGCUGGAACAAGCCGUAGAGGCCCUGGUGAAGCCACAGGCCAAGAGGAAGCCGGGAGAGCAGGAGGAAGACAGCUGUGAGUUCUCCGGUGCUCUGGAGUACCUCCGGUUGCUGCACUCCCUCCUGGACUCAGUGGGGCCAACGACCCCACCUUUCUCCAGCAGCUCAGUACUGCAGUCAGCCCUGGGCCCUGACCUCGUCUGCCGGUGGUGGGCAGCCGCUGUCACCAUGGCCAUCAGCUGGCUCCGGGGAGACGAUGCAGCUGUGCGUUCCCACUUCACCCAACUGGAGCGCAUUCCCAAGGCCCUGGAAGUGACUGAGAGCCCACUGGUGAAGGCUGUGUUCCACGCCUGCAGAGCCCUGCACGCCUCGCUCCCGGGGAAGGCCGACGGGCAGCAAACCUCCUUCUGCCAUUGCGAGCGGGCCAGUGGCCACCUGUGGAACAGCCUCAACGUCAGCGGGGCCGCCCCCGAGCCAGGCCUCAGCCACGUGUUCCAGCUGCUCACGUGCGACCUGCUGCUGUCACUGCGGACGACCCUCUGGCAGAAGCAGGCCAGCGCUAGCCAGGCCUUGGGUGAGACCUACCAUGCUUCAGGCACCGAGCUGGCAGGCUUCCAGCGGGACCUGGGUAGCCUGCGCCGACUGGCACACAACUUCCGGCCAGCCUACCGCAAGGUGUUUCUGCAUGAAGCCACUGUGCGCCUGAUGGCCGGUGCCAGCCCUACCCGCACACACCAGCUGCUGGAGCACAGCCUGCGACGCCGCAGUCCCCAGGGCACCAAGCAUGGAGACGUGGAUACUUGGCCCGGCCAGCGAGAACGGGCCACCGCCAUCCUACUGGCCUGCCGUCACCUGCCCCUCUCCUUCCUCUCCUCCCCGGGCCAGCGGGCAGUACUAUUGGCUGAGGCUGCCCGCACCCUGGAGAAGGUGGGCGACCGACGCUCCUGCACCGACUGCCAGCAGAUGAUUGUCAAGCUGGGCGGGGGCACUGCCAUUGCCGCCUCCUGACCGCCCGGCCCGGCUACCACCUUCCAUCUCUAUGUCCACCCCUCCCGGGUGCCCCAUCUGUCCCUGUCCCCCACCAUGCCGAGGGCUGCAGGGACGGGCCUCCCACUUUGAGCCGUCAGCACCCAAGGCCUUCGGGUCAUGUCAGGCCAGUGUGCCCCGGGCACUGCUGCUGUCCACAACUUCCCACGAGGUAGGAACUGGGCAUCCUAUGGGGAAGCAGGUGGUGGCCCAGGCUGCCUCGAAAACCCAUCCCCUGUCGUUGCCUGCGAGGGAGGGCGGGGGUCUCCAUGCCCGCCAUGCGCCUCCCCAUUUUAUACAAAGGUUUUUAUAUCUAGUGCGUGCUUGGGCAAAGUGGCUACAAUGGUUCAUUUCUGCAACACACAUACACCUGGGUGCUCCAUGCCUUGUCCUGUCUCAUGGACAGCAGGCAAGCUGGGGGAGAUGGGGCAGGCCCGAAGAUGGAUGAAAUUGUGUUGGCAUUAUUUUUUAAUUUUUUUAAUAAACGGUAUAUUAUUUAA